UUUGAUAUAAUCAAAAACAUUAUACUUACGAUUAAUAGAUUGUCGAGAAAUAAAAAUUAAAUAUAAAAUAUGUAUUUUACCAAGUACUCCGUCUCGAAUAUUUCGUAUAUUUUCGGUAUAUUAUGGACAUUCUGUACAUUUAAAUUUCUUUUAAAUGCAAAAUGAUCCGUGUUCGUCUUCUAAUAUAAGCUUUACGUUGAAAAUUCUCCAUUUGAAAAUUAAGCCUAUCAAAAAACAGCUCGAACAGAAAUUAAGAGCUGCACUCAUCUUCAUGUGAACACAAUAUUGAUCUCCUGGUUCAAACGUUAUAGGUUAGUGACUCUAAUGUUGUUUUAUUCUGACGUUUGAUAUAUUGUCGUAAGAAUGUUUCAGUAAUUUAUAAAUUAUUAUAAUAAAGUAUGAUAUUAAGUAAAUGUACAUAGUUUUAAUAAAUUAGUAUUUAUACCUUAUACGUAUUGAUCUAUAAAUCAGUGUGUAGUAAUAAAUGGCAGAAGAAGGGAAAAAGGUUUCUUUCGGUUUCGCAAAAUCUAUUAAGAAAUCUGUGUUAAAAAAUGUUAUUCCACAAGAGGAAAAGAAAAUUGAUUAUAUUGAAUGCCUCGACGAAAAGAGUAUUAAAUUAAUAGGCGGAGAGGAAAAGAAAGAUGAGCCUCUAGUUAUUCCAUUGUUAGGUUCAAAGACUUGGCAUGAUAGAAUUGUUAAUAAAGUAGACGCAGACAUUUUUGUGUCUAAGACAACUAAGGAGAAGACAGAAGACAUUGAAAUUGGUGACGAGGGAGAAAAAUCAAAACUAUCAAAUGGAAAAUCAUCGCCAAAAACAUCAAUAAAGAAAGAAAUAAUUGAGGAUAAUGAAAAUAAAGUUGUUACUUUAGAGGAGCAAGCGGCUCAAGAAAUCAUUGAGGAACUCAAAUCGAAAGAUGAACAGGAAACUAAAGUAAAUGAUUUGUCUUUACCUUUGGUAGAAGAUGAAUCUUUAAAAGGCAAAGAGCAGUCUACAUUAGAAGAUUAUGAAAGAAUUCCAAUUGAUGCUUUUGGUGUAGCAAUGUUACGAGGAAUGGGAUGGCAACCAGGGAAAGGAAUUGGUAAAAAUGAAAAAGUUGUGUCAGCUGUUAUACCAGAAUUACGACCAAAGGGAAUGGGCCUUGGAGCAGACAAAGUAACACUACAAAAGAAAAGUACAGAGUCCAAGAAACAAGAGGAAGAACUUAAAAUCGAGAAAGGAACAUACGUGAAAAUUAUAGCUGGGAAACAGAGCAACAAUUACGGUCAAAUAGAGGGAUUCGAUGACGAUGCAGGGAGACUCAUAAUAAAACUAGCUCUUGGUGGAAAUACAAUAUCUGUAAACGAAUUUAUGGUGCAACCAGUAACUAAAUCAGAAUAUUCGAAGAAUUCAAAAGUUUUAAAUGUGAGGAAGUAUGAAGAAUAUAAGGACAAAGAAUCAAAGGAAUUCAAACAAAAAACAAAUAAAAAAAAGUCAAUAUCUGAUGAUUCUGAAGAUGAUAACAAAAGUAAUGAUGAAAGAAAGAACAGUAAUGAUAAGGACAAAUAUGACAAAACAGACAGAAAACCAAAAAAGCAAAAAAAAUAUACUGAAUCUGAGGAUGAGAGUGGUAAUGAUCAUGAGAAGAAAGCGAAAAAGCGAAGAAGUAGCUCUAACAGUGAUGACUCUCAUAAAUUGAAGAAAUCAAAAAAAUCAAAAAAACAUAAGAAACAUGAUUAUUCGCCAGAAAGAUCAAGCAAAAAACACAAGAAAAAGGAUAAAGAAAAAAUUAGAGAUAAAAAGUCGAGAGAUUAUACAGAUAGGAGAAAACAUAAAAAACAAGGAAGGUCAAGAUCCCGAUCUUCUAGUAGGCGGUAAUUUUUCAGGAAUGUGUCUGGACUUUACUUUCGUUGGAAAUUGUACAAUUUUGUUUAUACACAUUUUAUAAUAAAACGUAUUUUUACAAAAUCAUGUUUCCCUUUUUAUCUUUGCUUGAUAAUUCUAAUACAUACUUAAUAUAUCUUAAUUAUUAUAAAAUCUUGCUUAAUCUUGCUUACGUAAUAUUGAUAGGAAGUAGGAAUGUACAUAACCUCAAAAAGCAUUAUGAUAUUUACGAAUAUUGCCAAACAAGUAGUGCGAACGAUGUCGACAUUUCGCUUGGGAUUAAUACAGCCUGAAGUGAAUGAAGUGAAAGUUAAAAAUAUAGAGCGAGCAGUUUCCUACAUUUCAAGCGCGAAAAAGCAAAAUGCUGAUGUCAUCGCUCUUCCCGAAUGUUUUAAUUCACCAUAUGGGAUAGAAUAUUUUCCAAAAUAUGCCGAGAGUAUUCCCGACGGAGAAACGAGUAUCGCUUUAUCGAAAGCAGCUAAAGAGAACAACGUUUAUGUGGUCGGUGGUACGAUACCUGAAAGAGAAGGUGAUAAAUUAUACAAUACUUGCACUGUUUGGGGUCCCGAUGGAGCUUUGAUAGCGAAGCACCGGAAGAUACACUUGUUCGACAUCGAUAUUCCUGAUAAAUUUACUUUCCGUGAGAGUGAUUCACUCAGUUCUGGUAACUCUCUGACGAUGUUCGACGUGAAGGGCUGCAAAAUAGGUAUUGGUAUUUGCUAUGACAUUAGGUUCGAGGAAAUGGCGCGCAUUUAUCGGAACAAAGGUACAGUAACUUAAUGAAACAAUAUGACCGACAGAGAAUUGAUAAUCUUUCUAUUUAUUCAAUUGUGUUCUACUAGUCAAUGAUAUUCUAUCUAUUUUCAUAGGCUAUAUUAUUGUUUAAAAAUAUGAUGUAUUUAUAAUAAUUAUAAUAAUUUGUAAUAUAAUCUAAAUAAAAAACCUCUCACAUCCGAGUUUCCAUUAUGCAAAUAUUUUAUUAAUUCCGUAAUAAAUCAACAUUUCAUUUACAAGUAACAAAGAAACAACAAACGAAAAUGAUGAGGAUGUGUUUUCUUAUGCUGAAACACAAGAUGGUCGAAGCUGA
Messenger RNA from Heterotrigona itama, 2948 nucleotides. Lineage: Eukaryota; Metazoa; Arthropoda; Insecta; Hymenoptera; Apidae. The record is from the annotation of a GenBank genome assembly.